CAUUUUCAUUUUUGUGGGGGAGGAUGAUCGUGGUGGUCUUACCGUAUUUGUUGUAAAAAUAUUUUGUAGUGUUGCAGUGAGUGAAUUAGUGCUCUAUUUAUCAUUAAACAAGGCUACCUAAUUUAAAGACACAAUGUUUAGUUGGCUAAAGAAAGAAGGUGAAAAAUCCGAGAGCAUCGAAAAUGUGGUGGAAGGUCUCAAAAGGAUUUAUAAAACAAAACUUUUGCCGCUGGAGUUACAUUAUCAAUUCCACGACUUCCACUCACCACAGCUCGAGGAGCCGGACUUCGAUGCGAAGCCCAUGAUCUUGCUCGUGGGACAGUACUCUACCGGGAAAACCACCUUUAUUAAAUAUCUCCUGGAACGAGACUUCCCCGGUAUCAGGAUAGGCCCGGAGCCCACGACAGACAGAUUCAUUGCAGUUAUGUACGACGAAAAGGAGGGCGUUAUUCCCGGCAAUGCGCUCGUCGUAGAUCCGAAGAAGCAGUUCAGGCCCCUUAGCAAGUUCGGCAACGCGUUCCUUAACCGAUUCCAGUGCUCGACCGUGAGCUCGCCCGUGCUCAAGGGCAUCUCCAUCGUGGACACGCCCGGCAUCCUAUCGGGCGAGAAGCAGCGCGUGGACCGCGGCUACGACUUUACGGGCGUGCUGGAGUGGUUCGCGGAGCGCGUCGACCGCAUCAUCCUGCUGUUCGACGCGCACAAGCUAGACAUCUCCGACGAGUUCCGGCGCAGCAUCGAGGCGCUGCGCGGCCACGAUGACAAGAUCCGCAUCGUCCUCAACAAGGCAGACAUGAUCGACCACCAGCAGCUGAUGCGCGUGUAUGGUGCACUCAUGUGGUCGCUAGGUAAGGUCCUCCAGACACCUGAGGUGGCCCGUGUAUAUAUUGGAUCCUUCUGGGAUCAGCCCCUGCGCUAUGACGUUAACAGAAGGUUAUUUGAGGAUGAGGAGCAAGAUCUCUUCCGAGAUAUGCAGUCUCUGCCUCGUAAUGCUGCAUUACGCAAACUAAACGAUUUAAUCAAGAGGGCUCGACUCGCUAAGGUUCAUGCAUAUAUUGUCAGCGAGUUAAGGAAAGAGAUGCCUUCAAUGUUUGGCAAGGAUGGUAAAAAGAAAGAGUUAAUAAAGAACUUGGGUCAAGUAUAUGACCGCAUUCAGAGGGAGCAGCAGAUAUCUCCAGGUGACUUCCCUGACAUCAAGAAGAUGCAAGAGACCCUGGCCAACCACGACUUCACCAAGUUCCACCCCCUCAAGCCCAAGCUGUUAGAGGUGGUGGACCACAUGCUGGCCACCGACAUUGCCCGCCUCAUGGACAUGAUCCCGCAGGAGGAUGUCAACAUUGUCUCAGAACCAUUGAUCAAAGGUGGUGCGUUCGAAGGCGUAGAGGACCAGGUGUCGCCGUUCGGGUACGGGCGCGGCGAGGGAGUGGACGCCGGCCACGGAGACCCCGAGUGGAUCUGCAGCAAGGAGAAGCCCCGAUACGACCAGAUCUUCCAGUCGCUCAACCCUAUCGACGGCAAGGUCACCGGCGCCGCCGCCAAGACGGAGAUGGUGAAGUCGAAGCUGCCCAACUCGGUGCUGGGCAAGAUCUGGAAGCUGUCGGACAUCGACAAGGACGGCUUCCUGGACGAGGACGAGUUCGCGCUGGCGAUGCACCUCAUCCACGUGAAGAUCGACGGCCACGACCUGCCCUCGGAGCUGCCGAGCCACCUCGUGCCGCCCUCCAAGCGCAACUGAGCGCCUCGCUCCUCGUCUGUCCACGAGCAUGCUCCUCGCAUCUACGCAAACUAGGAAUGUUGUCUAACUCCGAUAUUUGUUACUUACGAACUUUUAACAUUGAAAACGGUUAUUUUAUUGUUGUGUACUUCACUUUUGAGCACUGUUUUACUAAAAUCCAUGUUGAGUGUUAUAGUAACAAUUGUACAAUUUGGUAGAUGUACAGAAGUCAUAUAUUCAGCCAGACCGAUAACUCAACCUAAAACUAUUGUUAGCAGACUUAUCGAGCUAGGUUGAUGGGCGCAAGGCGUCCUAGCGUCAUGUCCAAGCGACCAGCGAGUCGGCGGGGUGUAGUGUGUGUGUGUGGCUUAGCGGGCGAGCGCGAGGGACCGCGACUAUCAACACUACAUGUGACAACACACAUGCACCUGCACACACAACAUACUACCAAUCAUAAAUUACAUUCAUUAAAAAAAAUACCUUUAUUUACAUGCAUACAUUACUCUGAAGUUUAGGAUAACAUAAUAUGUCAUUAUUAUGGCACGGUCGAUGUGUGAGUUUAUAUUUUAUCGUUGAAUUUUCAAAAUUUAUUUUAUUUUAUUAUUGAUCAAAUAGCUGCGUCCAAUGUAUUAGCUUUAUUUACUUAAAACUUAGAAGUCCACUAAUUCAGUGGCUGCGUCUUAAAUUAUUGUUUUGUUAAUUAUAAAUGUUUUAUUUUAAGUACAUCUUGAUUUUACUAAAAAUGUUCAUAAAUUUAUUUAAUAGUCAACUUAUGAUUGUUGUUGCAGUAGAUAUUUCUUUAUUUACAUAAUUUGUGUAUAGAUGAGUGAUGCUAAUGGUCGUAUUCCGCGAGAGUGACGAUAUCUGCUGCACGUAACGCAUGGUGUGUUCCGACCCGCGAUGAGUGAUGCACCAACACUUGUGCGCUCCGGCCUCAUCAUGCUUUAUAGUAUCUGUAAUUUUUAUUUUUCUUUAGCAAAUCAAUGAAAUCAUUUCGCUAUAUUUACCUACACUAAAUGUGCUGCAUUUAUAUGAUAUGGGACUAUCGAUGAUCCACGGUGCCUUUGCUUUAAUAUAAUUAGGUGUAAAGCUUUGUACGUCACUUUAUCAGUGGAUGGACGUGUAGGUCUGUUAGAGAGAACGAUGGGAGGUGCAUUACUACUUGUAUAGUCGAAUACCAAUAUCUUACGUCUGGCACUUCGUGUGGGGAUUGUGUAAAUACAGAAUUUUAUAUCGAUUACAUGUUUUGGAAUGUAUUUAGCGAGCCCACGUCGCUGGCUCGCUCCCGUGACGUGACGUGACGCUUGGCGCCGCGACGCCCGCGUGACGUCACACGGCACGAGCUCGGCGGCCGCGGCUCGCGCGCUGUUUUUACAUUUUGCUAUUGUAUGUACAUAAAGAUUAUGUAAAUUGAUUACUAUUAUAAAUUAUACAUAGUGUAAUAAAUAGUUAAGAAGGCAAA
Messenger RNA from Helicoverpa zea (corn earworm), 3173 nucleotides. RefSeq names its product EH domain-containing protein 3 (gene Past1). The coding region runs from base 134 to 1732 and encodes 532 amino acids. The record is from RefSeq and is a predicted model, not a curated record. Gene Ontology annotation, biological process: endocytosis; endosomal transport. Gene Ontology annotation, molecular function: calcium ion binding; protein binding; GTP binding. Lineage: Eukaryota; Metazoa; Arthropoda; Insecta; Lepidoptera; Noctuidae. Gene Ontology annotation, cellular component: plasma membrane; cytoplasm. The transcript has 3 exons.